AUGUUGCAUUAUUUUCUUGGCAUUGAGGUUGCCCGGAAUGAGUCUGGUUUCUUUGUGUGUCAGAGGAAGUAUGCUCUACAUAUUAUAGCUAAGACAGGUCUCCUUGGUGCAAAGCCGGCUUCAACACCUAUUGAGCUUAAUCAUAAGCUAGCUACUGCAACUGGCCCUCUUGCCAAUGUUAAGCAAUAUCGACGUUACGUUGGGCGUCUCGUUAAUACACGUCCAGAGCUUAGUUAUACAGCUAUCUGGGACAAGGUGUUUUCUUGCGAUCUCAAAGUGAUCUCACCAUUAUUGCGUUUUGUGAUUCCGAUUGGGCAGCUUGUCCUCUUACUUUUCACUCUCUUAGUGUCUAUGUUGUCUUUCUUAGACGUUCACCGUGUCUUGGAAGACAAAGAAGCAGCAAAUUCCGCCGAAGCAGAGUAUCGGUCGGAUGGCGUUUACUUUGAAGGAACUGAAGUGGCUCAAAGAACUGUUUCUCUCAUUUGGUACAGAAGCCUACGGAAACUAAGAAAACUCGAGAUUCUGGAUCUCUCUGGAAAUUCGUUCAACAACAGCAUCUUUCCAUAUCUUAAUGCUGCUACAUCACUUACAACUCUUUUCCUUCGGGGAAACGACUUGGAUGGCCCUUUUCCUGCUAAAGAACUUGAAGAUUUCACAAACUUGGAACUGUUGGACCUAAGUAGAAACAGAUUUCUUGGGUCCAUACGUGUACAAGGUUAUAGAAGCUUAGGGAGAUUAAGAAACCUCAAGAUUCUAGAUCUCUCUGAAAAUUCGUUCAGUAACAGCAUCCUUCCAUUUCUUAAUGCUGCUACAUCACUUACAUCUCUUUUCCUUCGGGGAAACAACUUGGAUGGCUCUUUUCCUGUUAAAGAACUUGCUGAUUUGACAAACUUGGAACUGCUAGACCUGAGUAGUAACAAAUAUAAUGGCUCCAUAACAUUACAAGAUUCAUCUGCUAUGAGUAAGCUGAAAGCCCUGGAUCUAAGUAGUAAUGAAUUUUCUAGCUCAAUGGAACUGCAAGGGAUUUGUGAAAUGAAGAAUAUGCAAGAACUUGAUCUCAGUCGAAACAAUCUAGUAGGUCAGUUUCCAUUAUGCUUAACUAGCUUGAGUGGACUUAGAGUUCUUGAUCUCUCAUCAAACCAAUUGACUGAGAAUGUGCCAUCUGCUCUCGGUAAACUUGAAUCACUCAAGUACUUAUCUUUGUCUGAUAACAACUUUGAAGGCUUCUUCUCACUUGCUUCGCUUGCCAACCUCUCAGAGCUUAGGGUUUUGAAACUUAGUUCCAACUCCAAAUCGCUUCAAGUAGUGUCUGGAAGUUCUUGGAAGCCAAAAUUUCAACUGAGUGUUAUUGAACUACCAUCAUGCAACUUGGUAAAGGUUCCCUAUUUUCUCCAAUAUGAGAACGAUUUAAGUCACAUCGAUCUUUCUGGGAAUAAUAUUUUUGGAAUUUUUCCUCAUUGGCUAUUGGCAAACAAUACAAAACUCGAAGUGUUGCUGCUACAGAAUAAUUCAUUUACGAGCUUUCAGCUACCAAAAUCUGCUCAUAAGCUGCUUUUCCUGGAUGUGUCAGCUAAUGAAAUAGAUCAUCUCUUACCAGAGGACAUUGGGUGGAUACUUCCAUUUCUACGGUAUAUGAAGCUCGCUUAUAAUGAUUUUCGAGGAAAUCUGCCAUCUUCUUUGGGUAACAUGAAGGGGAUUACAUAUUUGGAUAUAUCUCACAACAGCUUCCAUGGAAUUAUACCAAGAAGUUUUAUAAUGGGUUGUUAUUCUAUGGAGUUCUUGAUGCUGUCACAUAACAAAUUAAGUGGAGAGGUGUUUCCUGAAUCAGCAAAUUUUACCGGUAUAUCAGACCUGUAUAUGGAUAACAAUCAGUUUACAGGAAAGAUUGGAAAAGGUUUGCGAAGCUUGAGAUCAUUGCUAUUUCUUGACAUUUCAAACAACAGCCUCACGGGCUUCAUUCCAAGCUGGAUUGGGGAACUAUCUAUAAGCAUGCUAUUGAUGGCAAACAACUUGUUAGAAGGUGAGAUACCCAUUUCGUUGUUCAACAUUCAGCUACUGGACCUCUCUGCAAACAGUUUAUAUGGGGCUAUACCUCCACUUGUCAAUGUCAAUUCUGGGUAUUCGGAAGGAUUAUUGGUUGCAUUAUUCCUUCAAGACAAUAAGUUAUCAGGGGUUAUUCCAGAGACAUUGCUAAGGAAUGUCUAUGUACUUGAUCUGAGAAAUAACCGAUUGUCCGGAAACAUACCGGAAUUCUCCAACAACGAAUACACCCAUACUCUUCUCCUUCGAGGGAAUAAUUUAACAGGCAGUAUUCCUAGCCAGUUGUGUGGCCUAAGAAACAUCCAACUUCUUGAUCUUUCAAACAACAGAUUAAGUGGAUCUAUACCUUCAUGCCUCUUCAAUACAUCAUUUGGUUUGAUGAAAGAGGAUAUAGGGAUUGAUUUUGAUUACAGCCAUGGUAUUUUGUUUGGUGGUUUAUCUUUGCCAAAAGACUUCACUGAAUCAUUCCACAGGGAAAGCAGUUUAACACAUUCGACACGCAAAGCUACUUUAGGUAAUCCUCUUCUCUGUGGACAACAAAUCAACAGAAGCUGCGGCAGCAGUAACUUUCAAGAACCAGAUAAUGAAGUGAAGGACGAUGAGAGCCAAAUCGACAUGGUAUCUUUCUACUGGAGUUUUGCUGCAGCUUAUGUGACUAUACUUCUUGGACUGUUCGCAUCUCUCGCUUUCGAUUCUCCUUGGAGCAGGUUUUGGUUCUACCUCGUUGAUGCUUUCAUCCAAAAGGCGAGGAGUUUGUUGUGGUGA
Molecule: messenger RNA, 2805 nt
Organism: Microthlaspi erraticum
Lineage: Eukaryota; Viridiplantae; Streptophyta; Magnoliopsida; Brassicales; Brassicaceae
Source: the annotation of a GenBank genome assembly